This is a messenger RNA of Sitodiplosis mosellana (orange wheat blossom midge), 749 nucleotides long. Its product is annotated as adult cuticle protein 1-like. The transcript has 4 exons. NCBI's taxonomy places the organism in Eukaryota, Metazoa, Arthropoda, Insecta, Diptera, Cecidomyiidae. The record is from RefSeq and is a predicted model, not a curated record. The coding region runs from base 113 to 511 and encodes 132 amino acids.
GCUCCUGUUGAUUUCUGUAUAAAUAGCCCAAUCGGAUCAAUAUCAGAUCACAAUUCACUUGACUCUUAACAGUGCAAAGUGUAGCUAAACAGAAAAAACACAAAUAUCCAAUAUGAAGUUCAUCAUUGCUGUAGUCAUGUUGGCGGCCAUCGCUAACGCAAGCGUAUUGCCUCUUGCAUACUCAUCACCUUAUGCAGUUCCAUUGUCGUAUGCUCCAGGCAUCUCAUUGACACAAGGAGUUGCCGGACUCGGCUAUGCCGCAGGCCCAUUUGCAUACAGCUACCCAUCAGCCUACAAUUUGCCAUCAGCCUAUAACUUGGGCUCAGUUGCCGUUGCUGCCCCAGUUGCUGCUCCAUUCGCUGUUGCCCCAGCCCCAGUUGUUGCUCCAGUUGCUGUCCCAGGAGCAAGCUAUGUAGCUACCACACGAGGUGCUCAGCACGUGGCUCCCCUUCCAGGCCAUAUUCAAUCAGUUGCAUCAAACAACGUCCAACCCGCUCCAGGAACUUUGUAAACAACGAAUUCUACCCCGAAAUUUCACUUUUUCCCCACCCAUCGUCACAGCUUGUUCACAACAAACAAUCAACAAGAAGUAAACAGCAGUUUGAAGUAUUAAAUCUUGUUUAUUACUUCAACACACGCGACCUAUGAAAAAGUGCAAAUUUUAAAAAACAAUUCUGUUCUUGUUAUAUCUGCCCAAAAAACAAAUUGUAAAUUGAAAACUCAGUAAUGGAAAAAAGUACACAACGUAA